UGUGUGUGUGUAGUGGUGUGCUAUAUAGUGGUGUAUGGUAGUGGAUAAGCGACCCUGGAGCUCCUCUCUGCAGAUUUACAAACACUACCAAAACCCACCAAGUAACAGCCACGUUUGGACCGGUUGUACCCGCGUUAUAACCUGAUUUGCGGCUGGUAUCUAAAGCGGAGUUUUGGAGGUAAGGCAGUGGGCAUGGACAAUAUGCUGUGCCUGGAUUUGCCAUGAAUGUGGAGGUAUGAAACUACACAGAUGAAAACUGACUGAAAUCUCUACUAGCAUGCUCUUCCAUUUGAAAUUUAUGGAUGAUACAGGAUGAAACGCAUCAGGUCCUCCAGCAGUAGUGACAGUUCUGACAAUGAGAGUCCAUCAACGUCCUUCUGCUCUUCAAACAAAUAUGGCAGUAAACCGGGAACCCCCGCCUCUAGCCAGAAGAAACCUGCUGAAGUGUUCAGAAAAGACUUGAUCAGUGCCAUGAAGUUGCCAGACUCUCACCACAUUAACCCUGAAGACUUUUACCUUUUGGCCGACACAUGGAAGCAGGAGUGGGAGAAGGGCGUACAGGUUCUGGCCAGUCCAGACACAAUCCCACAGCCCUCAGUCAGAGUCGUUGCAGACAAAUCUAAAGAGAUGCUGUACACUCAUAAGAAGAAGUACAUCCAGUGCUCAAACCCAGACCUGACAGAGCCGGGGUACGUGAACAUCCGCGAGCUUGCAGAGUCCAUGUGUCGUUAUGAUCUGGACGAAAUGGACCUGUACUGGCUCCACAACCUCAACAAAGAGCUGGCACACAUGGGGGAGGAGUCAAUAGAUGAGCUGACAAUGGAGCGUACCCUAGAGGCACUGGAGCGGCAAUGUCACGACAACAUGAAGCACGCGAUUGAGACGGUGGAGGGUCUGGGCAUUGAGUAUGACGAAGACGUGAUCUGUGACGUGUGCCGCUCGCCCGACAGCGAAGAGGGCAAUGACAUGGUCUUCUGUGACAAGUGUAACAUCUGUGUUCACCAGGCUUGUUAUGGGAUCGUUAAAGUGCCUGUUGGGAACUGGCUCUGUCGGACCUGUGUCCUGGGCAUCGACCCUCAGUGUCUGCUCUGUCCCAAGAAAGGAGGUGCCAUGAAGGCCACUCGGGCCGGAACCAAGUGGGGCCAUGUGAGCUGUGCACUGUGGAUACCAGAGGUGAGCAUUGCUUGUCCAGAGAGAAUGGAGCCCAUUACAAAGGUGUCCCAUAUUCCCCCGAGUCGCUGGUCUCUGAUCUGCAGCCUGUGCAAAAUAAAGACAGGAGCAUGUAUACAGUGCUCGGUGAAGAACUGCACCAUCCCCUUCCAUGUGACGUGUGCGUUUGAGCACAGCCUUGAGAUGAAAACCAUUUUGGAUGAAGGGGAUGAGGUCAAAUUCAAAUCCUUCUGCCUCAAACACAGCAAGCCUAAGUGUGGGGAGCCAGGUCUGAGCCCAGUCCGGUCCAAACCCAGUGGGGAGGCAGUGAAGGGUGGGCAGCGUGCUCAGAGGCUGCAGGAGUUGGAGGAGGAGUUCUACACACUUAUUCAAGUAGAUGACUUAGCCAAAAGCCUCGACCUGUCUGAACGCAGAGUGGACUUCAUCUAUCAGUACUGGAAACUUAAGAGGAAAAACAACUUCAACAAAUCAUUGCUGCCUCCCGCAGAGGAGGAGGAGAGUCUAAUGCUGCAGCCACAGGAGGACAGUAUCCACACACGCAUGAGGAUGUUCAUGCACCUCAGGCAGGACCUGGAGAGGGUGAGGAACCUGUGCUACAUGGUGAGCCGUCGAGAGAAGCUGAAGCUUCUGCAGAGUAAGGCCCAGGAGCAGAUGUUCAGUCUUCAUGUUAAACUCAUGGACCAGGAGUUCUCAGCAGGUCUUCCGGCAUCAUUCCCUGUGGAGAAUACACUCUUUCACCCUCCUCCUCGGAUAACACUGAAACUCAAAAUGCCCAAAUCGACAAGUCAAAAUGGAAACAUGAGUAAUAAAUCAGCCAACGGUCCAUUGUGCCUGGACAACAGUUUAAAUGUCACCGACCAAGCAUCUGGAGAGGGGCAGGGACAGGGCAAACCUCUGCUCCACCCUCGAAACCAGAAAGAGGAGCGCUCCAAUGGCCGCUUGUCUUCAUCAAACAAAAAAGUGAAACCGUCUGGUAAACCCUUAGCGCUGCAUGCUGCUCUUCAAGGCCACUCAUCCAAUGGAAAACAUAACAAGGACAGUAAAGUGUGCAAGACAAAACUGAAUGGGGUUUUGGAUAAAUAUGUUGCACAAAUGGACAACUCUUGCCAGACAAAAAGCGACGCAGAAGCAAAUAAAGCACUGGAGAAGGCUAGUUUUCGGAAAGUUGCAAUAGAGCAUUUUGGGAAAUCAUUCAAAGAAGCUACAAUCAGUUUAGUCCGGGCAACCGAAGACAUGAACACUGAAAACCUGUCCAAAAAAGGAGCAACUAAAGAAGGACUAUGUGCCAAGGCUGUUUCAGUUAAAGGCACACGAGACAGCGAUGGCUACUGUCCUGACUUGGAGCUUAGUGAUUCCGAGACCGAGGCAAAAGGUAGAUACAAGCAGCAGAGGAUACUGUCACUGGACGGGCCCAAAGUAAACUCUGGGAAAGGCUUAAGCAGAGGCAAGCAGGCUUUUAACUCUAGACAGCCCAGGCAGAGGUGACAACUGCUGGGGUAGUCCUGGGUCUUCCAAAAGGGUCCUAUCAAUUGCAACCUGAGGGCAACUCACUCCAAAAUAUAUGUUAAUCCCUGACUAGAUCCUGGACUUUAAGAUCUGUCCACAAGAUUCUCUAUAAAACAUUGUUCCAUAUAGUCUAAAUAGUCUGCUGCCUUUUCCUCUCAAAAUAAAUGUCUUGAGAGUCAGGACUAUAAUAAGACAUAAAACUCUUUCCAAAAACACCUACACAUAAACUGGCCAGUAAUCUGUUCAAAUUGUACCCUUUCAUGAACGAGUAACUAAAUCUGCCUUACAAGAUACUGCUGUAUAUAAAGUGUUGAAGUCUGAUGUUUCAAAGUAUUUUUACAAGUUGUUCGCCUGAAAUGUUUUGUACACAGUUUUCUACAGAUGUUGAAUGACUUUUUCAUGUUUUGUGUUGGUUUCAAACGCAAAUGCCUUUUAAUGUAUACCAUUGAAGACCAUUGUUGCAUUCAAAGUAUUAAAGGCCAAGCUGAACAUAUUCACACAGACAGCAUUUUGUGGUUGUGCGAACUAAUCAUAUUUAAAGUUUAAAUUCCUUUAAGACCUGAUAUUAUGCAUAAGAAUUUGCAGGCAGCACAAACCACAAUAAUAAAACAAUAAUGAUAUAUCAACUAAAAACUGAGCCAAAACAAUAUUGUGAUAAAACAGUAUUUUGGAUUUUAAGCACAGCAGUUUUUCUUCCCCAACUAAUAAUUUGGCCUCCAUUGUGUAAUCUCUAAUAGGAUAAAAUUUCAUUGAAGCAGUCAGCCUUAAAAAACUGUUCCAUGUUUUUGUACUAUGAAAACCCUGGUUUAGAAAUGGACCAUUACUUGACUGAGCUGAAAUCAAGACUAAAUCAGCUCUGACUCAGUGUUCUUAAUGAGGGCUUCAACCGUAAAAGGCUCUAUGGCAUUUGCCUUUUAAAGCGUUAUACAAAAACACUAGUCCCCUUCCCUUAAACCUGCUGAACCAAUCUCACUACAGGUUUGCUAAAAGCUAAACUGAACUCUUCUUUUGGUGCAUUGAACGCUUCAUUUGGUGCUGGCUACUUGUUCAUCUGUUUUAAGUUAUUUCUGCCAAACAUUUCUCUGUUCUGUUCAUGUUUUUAUUGUUGUGAGCUCGAGCUAUGACUGUAGGAUGACUGAGGUCUGUAUGGUGCUUUACCAGUUUACAAAGUCCAUAAAGCCAUUUCAUGUUAUACUUCUCCUUUUGGACAUUUUAAAAAUAAAAAAGUUCAAAUCA
Molecule: messenger RNA, 3912 nt
Organism: Boleophthalmus pectinirostris (great blue-spotted mudskipper)
Lineage: Eukaryota; Metazoa; Chordata; Actinopteri; Gobiiformes; Gobiidae
Gene: jade3
Product: jade family PHD finger 3
Exons: 12
Coding region: 313-2655 (780 amino acids)
Biological process (GO): regulation of transcription by RNA polymerase II
Cellular component (GO): histone acetyltransferase complex
Source: RefSeq, a predicted model, not a curated record